UAUGUAGUAGAGAGAGAGAGGGGCAAGAGAGAGAGGAAAAGAGACAUGACAGCUACAAUAUUGCGAUUGUAUUGGUGAUUAAUCAAAGGCCUCGCGAAAAUGGCCGAUGGACGCGAGUCACGGGUGUUUUUCACGAAGAGCCUGUACGAGCUGAGCGUAUCCGCAGUGGCGGACAAGUUCUCAAGCUACAAGGCGUAUCUCACUUACUUGCCCGAGAACGUGCUAUUCGAUAUCUACUAUCAGUUAUACAGAGAGAAGAGAUUAUGCCUGUUGGGGGUGGAAUUAAGCGACUUGGAGACUUUCUCCAAGAUUCUCAAGGUCACCAAUCGCCGAAUACAUCUUUUGCAAACCUUUCAGGCUUUAAUGGAUCAUGGGACAAAAGUAGGAAAAGAACUGGCAAUCAAUUAUGAUGUAUGCUGCUUCCGUGUGAGGGAGAAUCCUGCUGAACAAGAUAAAAUGAUAAAUCUAGGUUUAAGACUUGGUGGAUUUCUUAGUGAUGCUGGUUGGUACGUGGAAAGUGAACAAGUAUUGUCAACUUGCAGGAAUUUGUGUAUCGCCUAUAAUCAAACCCCUCAGAAUUGGUGCAGAACGUUAGAUUGUUGUCAUAAGCUAUUACAUGCACAAGCAGCAUACUGUGCUUUCCGCGGAGCUGCAAAAACUCAUGAACUUGCCGUAGAAAUGAUAGAACAAUUAAAAAAUGUGGGAUAUUAUGAUAGUAAUCAUGCUGCACUUUUUGCAGAAUUCAGUGUACUAUUCUUCAUACGCAGUGAAUAUGAUCAAGCUUACAGAUGGAGCAUAGAAGCGUUACAAUAUUUAAACCCGUCACUUCCUGCACGAGUCAUUAUCGAUGUUCUGAGACAAGCGGCAAAAUCGUGCGUAGUGAAGCGGGAAUUUCAAAAGGCUGGCUUACUGAUCAGAGAAGCAGUAUACCUUGCGAAAGAAGUGUUUGAUACAGAUCACCCAAAGUACAGUGACGUUCUCAUUGAUUAUGGAUUCUAUUUACUGAACUAUGAUAGCAUCAUCAAUAGUGUAUCUGUCUACAAGACUGCAUUAGACAUUAGAAAAGCGAUAUUCGGCAAAACUAAUCUCCACGUUGCAUUGGCACACGAAGAUCUGGCUUAUGCUCUCUACGUGUAUGAAUAUAGUUCCGGCAAGUUUGACGAAGCAAGCGAUCACGCUGGACUAGCUAUAGAUAUCAUAGAAAAACUUUUACCUGCAAAUCAUCUAAUGCUUGCGAGUGCUAAAAGAGUGAAGGCAUUGAUUCUCGAAGAAAUCGCUAUUGAUAACGCGUCCACACCAUUGUCCGAGCAAAGCUUAUUGCUCAAGUCCGAGUGCCUCCAUUUGUCCGCUUUGCAAUUGGCGAAAACUGCAUUCGGCGAGAAAAACGUACAAACGGCGAAGCAUUAUGGAAAUUUAGGACGCUUGUAUCAAAGUAUGAGGAAGUUUCAGGAAGCGGAAGCAAUGCAUCUGAAAGCUAUUAGUAUUAAAGAAGAAUUGUUAGGUCCCGAAGAUUACGAAGUGGGUUUGAGUAUAGGGCAUUUAGCUUCGUUAUAUAAUUUCCAUAUGAAUCGUUAUAGAGACGCUGAGAAACUUUAUUAUCGUAGUAUUGCAAUCAGUUUGAAAUUGUUCGGAAAGAGUUAUAGUGGUUUGGAAUACGAUUAUCGAGGGCUCCUGCACGUGUAUAGUAAGUUGGACGAUUUUGAGAAAAUAUUGGAAUAUACAGAUACGUUGACACACUGGAAAGAACUUAGAGAUAAACAUGCUUUAUCUGAAGAUCCACCCAUCGAUCUGCAGAAACGUCCACAGCCAAUCUCAGCCAUACUCACUCUGUUCUUUUCUAUGUGAUAUACCAAUAAGUGUGUCAUUCGAAUCUUACGUCAUUGUAUGUCGUCGAGCAAGCUGUUGGUCUCUGUUACGUUCAUAAAACAUUGGGCCAAAGUAGAAAUUGUAUAACACAUUAGGAAUUUAUACAUCACUGAUCUGGUCGUACGAUUAAUGAUUGUUUGUCUCGCGUCAAUAUUUUAUAAUAUACGUACAUAAUAUCAUUUGCAUCACUAGCUAUUUUUAUCAGCUUGAUAAUUGAAUUCAAGUGACACAAUUAUUGUGAAGACACUAUAAAAGACUCGAUUUAAAUGAAGAUUACGAAUAAGUAAGGCUAUUUCAAGCCGGAGCAUACAGUGACUAAAAAGAGGAAUUAUAGAAAUUAUAUACGUCGCGAGUGCUUGAACAAGAACAUUUCUAUUGGAGUGCUGUUUGAUACAGUACUUAUGAAUUAUUAUCUGCGCUCAAAUUAGCCUUAUUUAUUUGUUAUCUUUUAAUGUUAAAAAAUUUAAGUUUAAGUUCGUUAUUUAUCUUGAUCACAUUGAUAACGCUGCGGAACGAACGUUAUAUGGGGUAAUGCUUGAGUUUAAUACUUAUGAGAGAAAUUGGAGCAUUCUGGUCGCACCUCGUAUUCGAUUAAAAAUCGUCGCGUAUCAAAAAAUAUAUUUUAAAAUAUUUUCUAUUUAUAUAUCUUAUUUUAAUAUAAAUUUUGCAAUCUGUUAGUUUUUGUUCGUAUCUAUAUUUUAUAUUUUACGAUGCACUAUUUGUUGAGGAUUUUAUUUUGAAAGAGAAAACUACCCCUCUCAGGUCUCGAUUAAAUAUUUUUCUUUAUUGUGAUCGCGCUUACCGGACGCAUUUAUAAUUUAUUUAUCAUUAUUCAUUUCAAAAUUAUAUAAAUUCUUUGGUUAUCGCUUAUUGUGUAUCUUCUAAGUAAAACAAACAUCAGCAUAUAUAUAUACACACACACAUAUAUAUAUAUAUAUGUAUAUAUAUACUGAAUGUUAAUAACGAUGUAAUUAGAAAAUUAGCUUUUAAGCCCUUAAAAU
This is a messenger RNA of Harpegnathos saltator (Jerdon's jumping ant), 2867 nucleotides long. RefSeq names its product Protein interacting with APP tail-1 (gene Pat1). Gene Ontology annotation, biological process: proteasome-mediated ubiquitin-dependent protein catabolic process; intracellular protein transport. The transcript has 9 exons. Gene Ontology annotation, molecular function: protein binding; ubiquitin-like ligase-substrate adaptor activity. The coding region runs from base 100 to 1845 and encodes 581 amino acids. NCBI's taxonomy places the organism in Eukaryota, Metazoa, Arthropoda, Insecta, Hymenoptera, Formicidae. The record is from RefSeq and is a predicted model, not a curated record. Gene Ontology annotation, cellular component: Cul2-RING ubiquitin ligase complex.